This is a messenger RNA of Chara braunii, 1978 nucleotides long. The record is from the annotation of a GenBank genome assembly. Lineage: Eukaryota; Viridiplantae; Streptophyta; Charophyceae; Charales; Characeae.
GCUCUUCCAAUACCUCCGAUCGCCUCGAGGCAUUGAAGAUUGACGUCGGAUCCUUCAAGGAUGGCAUGAAGUUACAACAAAAUGUCGCGCAACAGUUGGAGCAGCAGGUCUUUAUUGCCGCCACUCACUCGAGAUCGAAACCGCGCGAGACAACUCCAAAGUUCGAUGAUCGGGAGAUCUUCUGCGAUUCGACGAAGACGGACCCGAGUUCGUGGUUCCGUAAGUUCGAACUCAAGUUGCAGCUACACUACGCCAGCGAGCACAAGCAUCACAUAUACUUAUACUCCCGCUCGGGUGGCGCGUACCAAGCAUGGCUGGACAAUCUCCUGUCCAAGUACGGAGUGGUACCUGUCGACUUGCAUACCAAGAUCAGCUGGGAUGAUCUAAAGGCGGCGUGGCAUAAGCGGUUCCAAGUAGAGUCGUCAGAGAUCAAGGCAAUGGACAAGCUGAUGGUCUUCGAACAGGGCACGUUGCCGAGUGUUGAUUGGAUUGCCGAGUACCAACGCUUGACAUCCGUCCCAGACAUUCAAAUGGGUUUCAAAGCCAUCAAACACUACAUCUCGAGGUCGUGUCCGGCGUUGGGCAAUGCCUUGACUCACGUCGAGGACACCCUGACGACACCGGCGGAGCUCUUCGACAAGGUCGUGCAGAUUAUUACCAUGAACAAGGAGGCUAAGAACCUCCACCGUUCGUCUGCGACAGGCCCGAGCAGAGAUCAGCAUCGGCUGAAAGUGGUCAUGGUCGUCGUGUUCACCGACAUCUUCGAGUCACCUACCGGUGUGGUGCCGGAUCGGCCGAUCUCUCACGAGAUCAUUCUUGAGGCCGGUGCCGUGCCGCCGAAAGGUUGCAUUUAUCGCAUGAGCGAGGAGGAGUUUACAGUCCUCCGCGCGCAACUAGAUGACUUGUUGGACAAGGGUUGGAUCCGCCUUAGUAGCUCUCCAUACGGAGCGCCAGUUCUCUUCGUACGGAAGAAGAACAAGGAUCUACGAUUGUGCAUCGACUACCGCAAGCUCAACACGCAAACCGUCAAGAAUGCGGGGCAUUUUCCUCCCAUCGACGAUCUUCUUGAGCGAUUGGGCGGUGCGAAGUAUUUUUCUAAGUUGGAUUUGAAGUCGGGAUAUCAUCAAAUCUCGAUCCGACCGAACGAUCGCUACAAAUCCACGUUCAAGACGUGGUAUGGGCAUUUUGAGUGGGUGGUCAUGCAUUUUGGCCUCACCAACGCCCCGACGACCUUUCAAGCGGCAAUGACCAACGAGUUUCGUGCAAUUUUGGACCGGUUCGUGCUGGUCUACUUAGACAAUAUCCUCGUCUAUAGCCGGACAUUGGAGGAUCAUCUUGGACACCUUCGACGAGUGUUGGAGAUGCUCCGCCACGCCAAGUACAAGGCCAACCGCGACAAGUGCCAAUUUGUCUGGCAAGAGCUGGAAUACUUGGGCCAUUUUGUCACACGGGAGGGCAUCAGUCCGCUAUCGGACAAGAUUCAAGCCAUCCAAGAGUGGCCGGAGCCGCAGAACGUCAUGGAUGUUCGUUCGUUCCUUGGCCUUGCCGGCUACUACCAACGUUUUAUCAAGGGAUACUCGAAGAUUGCGGCCCACUUAACCAAGCUUCAAUGCAAGGAUCGGUCGUUUGACUUCGGAGAGGAUGCACGAGAAUCGUUUUUGGCUCUCAAAGCCGCGCUAUUAUCUUCGGAGGUCUUGCGCAUAUACGACCCGCUAUUGCCUACUCACGUCACUACGGAUGCGUCCGGCUAUGGCAUUGGUGUCGUCCUAGAACAACACGAUGGCGUGGACUGGCACCCGGUCGAGUACUUUAGCAAGAAAGUGUCCGUCUUGCACUCCAUUGAUGAUGCACGCAAGAAGGAGCUCCUCGCCUUCGUCCACGCGCUCAAGCAGUGGCGUCACUUCCUCCUUGGUCGACGUCAAUUUUGAUGGGUAACAGACAACAAUCCGUUGGUCUUUUACAAGACCCAAAUCACCGU